UUGACUUGGGUGGCAGAGUCAGCCCUGGGGGCGCACACCUUGUUACAGUGUGGAGUCAUGCAGAGACUGGCAGGAUGUGUCUUCUUUGACCUUCGACCUUAUUUUGACAGAGAUGAAGCCGGUGUAGAUACAGAGGAGGACUUCACGUCCAGCCCCAUGGCCCGCUAUCAUCAACUUCUCUUUGCCGCACUCAAAUUCUGUCUGGCCAUGCUGACCUCACUGGGCAUAGAAAACCAGGACUGUGGCAAUCAGGUGAUGCAGUUUAUCUUAUCUCGCGGAGAAGUUUUCCACGGAAUUCUACGAGACAGGCAUCCCAGGAGUUUUAGUCUCCCUGCUCUACGUGAACUAGCUCUAACUACAGCGGUUAACUGACUCACGCUAACUC
Messenger RNA from Saccostrea cuccullata (small rock oyster), 385 nucleotides. Its product is annotated as nuclear pore complex protein Nup205-like. The transcript has 3 exons. The record is from RefSeq and is a predicted model, not a curated record. Gene Ontology annotation, cellular component: nuclear pore. Lineage: Eukaryota; Metazoa; Mollusca; Bivalvia; Ostreida; Ostreidae. The coding region runs from base 58 to 372 and encodes 104 amino acids.